GCAAUCGGAUAACAUUACCUUGGAUAAUCCAUGAGAGGUGGAUAUUGUAGUAUUACAUUUCAGAAUUAUAUCCACUAGUAUUGAAAUCGUAUUAACACCUGACACUUGAUUUUAUGCAUCCAGAAUGGGGUACAAAGGAUUUCUUUUCAGCGCGGCUUUUUGUCUUUGGCUUAUGGGCACCAGCAAUGGAGACGUGAGCUAUUCUAUUCCAGAGGAAAUAAAACGCGGAUAUAUUAUUGGGAAUCUGUUCAAAGAUUUGGAUUUAAAUUUUAACCGAAUUUCAAUCCGUAAAGCUCGUUUGGAUAUGGAUGGUAGUGAACAACGUUACUGUGACAUUAAUCUGGAUACCGGAGAUUUAAUUGUGGCUGAAACAAUAGACCGAGAGGAGCUGUGUGGACCAAGAGUUUCCUGUACCUUAAAAUAUGAGCUUGUGUUGGAGAACCCUUUGGAAUUACAUCGUGUUAAUGUACAAAUACAAGACAUAAAUGACAACCCACCACGUUUUCCUAAUGCACGUAUUGAUCUAGAAAUUAAUGAAUCUGCUGAUAAAGGCGCACGAUAUCCCUUGGAUGAGCCUCAUGAUUCUGACAUAGGAUUAAAUGCUGUUCAAAGUUAUUCACUGGAGAGGAAUGACUAUUUUAUUUUGGACAUUCAAACAAGCCCAGACGGAGGUAAAUACGGAGAGUUGGUGUUAGAAAAGGAGUUAGAUAGAGAACAACAACAAGAGGUGACAUUGUUACUUACGGCGUUUGAUGGUGGAACUCCACAGAGAUCUGGUACUGUAGUAAUACACGUCACUGUUCUAGAUGCUAACGAUAAUAAACCAGUGUUUAGUCAGAACGUGUAUAAAGUAAGUUUACCAGAAAACUCUCCUAAAGGGACUGUUGUAGUUGCAGUUAGUGCUAGUGAUUUAGACGAAGGAGCAAAUGGAGCCGUGACAUAUGAGUUCAGUCGUAUUUCUGAUAAAGCAACUAAAUUGCUUUCAAUAGACAAAACGACUGGAGAGAUUAAAGUGCAGGGUCUAAUCGAUUAUGAGGAAUAUAAAGAAUAUGAGGUGCGUGUCCAGGCAAAAGAUGGGUCUGGUUUAGCUGGCAAUGCAAAAGUAAUGAUAUAUAUUACUGACGUAAAUGACAAUGCACCGGUGAUAUCGAUCAAAUCUUUUAACGAUCCCAUCACAGAGAACGUGUUACCUGGCACAGAGGUGGGCAUCAUUAAUGUCCAGGAUAAAGACUCUGAGGGAAACCGACAGGUCCGCUGCUCCAUUCAACAAAACGUUCCUUUUAAACUAAACCCCUCAAUCAAAAACUAUUAUUCUCUGGUAACAACUAGUGAACUAGACCGAGAGAUAAUAUCAGAUUAUAACAUAACUAUCACUGCCACUGACGAGGGGUCUCCACCCUUAUCCUCCUCCAAGACCAUUCAUUUAUCUGUGUCAGACGUGAAUGACAACCCACCUGUGUUUGAAGAACAAUCCUACAGUGCCUAUGUGACUGAAAAUAACAAGCCAGGCUCCUCUAUGUGUUCAGUUACUGCCAGAGACCCAGACUGGAGACAGAACGGCACAGUGGUCUAUUCUCUAUUGCCCAGUGAGGUCAACGGUGUUCCGGUGUCCUCCUUUUUAUCCAUUAACGGAGACACAGGGGUUAUCCAUGCUGUGAGAGCAUUUGAUUAUGAGCAGUUUAGGAGCUUCAAAGUCCACCUUGUAGCCAGAGACAAUGGUUCACCUCCACUCAGCAGUAAUGUGACUGUGAGUGUCUUCAUAACAGAUGAGAAUGAUAACUCUCCCCAGAUAUUAUAUCCUGCUCCAGCAGGAAACUCCUUGAUGACUGAGAUGGUCCCCAAAGCUGCUCUGGCGGGUUCCCUGGUUUCCAAGGUGAUAGCUGUGGAUGCUGACUCCGGACAGAACGCGUGGCUUUCAUAUCAGAUUGUAAAAUCGACUGAUCCAGGACUUUUCACUAUUGGUCUCCACAGUGGAGAGAUCAGGGCACAGCGGGACAUUACUGAAUCUGACAGUAUGAAGCAGAACCUUGUUAUAUCAGAAGGCAUCGCCAAGUCCGGGGAGGCUGACCACGGCAUCACUUUCAACAACAACAGAGAUUCUCACAGGGUGGUAGUGAACUGGACUUGUGUCAUGGUCACUAAUGACAGUAAGGAGGCCCACUGCAACACCAUUAAGCUCUGGCCCAUCAGACUCGUCCUGAAUGAAUGA
Messenger RNA from Esox lucius (northern pike), 2209 nucleotides. RefSeq names its product protocadherin gamma-A11-like. Gene Ontology annotation, molecular function: calcium ion binding. The record is from RefSeq and is a predicted model, not a curated record. The coding region runs from base 125 to 2209 and encodes 694 amino acids. Lineage: Eukaryota; Metazoa; Chordata; Actinopteri; Esociformes; Esocidae. Gene Ontology annotation, biological process: homophilic cell-cell adhesion. The transcript is spliced from 3 exons. Gene Ontology annotation, cellular component: plasma membrane.